UGCAUGCUGCACGCCAGACUUUUGAUGGCUGACUUAGAACAGCACUGUUAUAGAAGUAAACUCCAUUUGUUCAGUUUUACUUUUAAUUAUGUAUACUGCAUUUAUGUUCACAGUAAUUAGUUUAAACUUUCAAGAUCACAAGUUGCAACUGUUGUGGGAAAAGAAGCAAGUGCGCUGAAGGAAAGAAACUGGAGGGUCAGCGAAGACAGUUUCUGCUCUUUGAUUGGUUGAAACUACUGCUGAUCAUUUACAGCCGCUCGGCAGCACCUCCCUUAGACGCACAGCGGCAGCGCUGCUUUUUUUUUUUUUUUUUUAACCACCACAAUGAUAUUCAAGGCACUUGCGACUCGCCUGCGACUGUAGAGAGGGGCAAAGCACCCAGAAAAAGAAAGAACCUCACCUCCUCAAAAAACGAGUGAGGUAGGUAUAGAGACCAAGAGGCAGAAGAAGCGACAGGGAGAGAAGAGGCUGUGGAGUUAACAGAGAGGCAGCAGCGGCGGCUUGGAGCUCCAGCGAGGAGUGUCUAAUUUCGUGCGCUUUAUUAGAAAGUGUCUAGUUUGAACAGAGAUUCGAUAUGUCGUCGUCCGGGAAAGACAACAGCGGUGCUCAGCACGCCAAUUACGUGGGACCUUAUCGUUUGGAGAAGACGCUCGGGAAAGGACAGACAGGGUUGGUAAAGCUAGGAGUGCACUGUGUUACAUGCCAGAAGGUUGCCAUAAAGAUUGUCAACCGCGAGAAGCUCAGCGAGUCAGUACUAAUGAAGGUGGAGCGAGAAAUAGCAAUUUUGAAGCUCAUAGAACACCCACAUGUUUUAAAGCUACACGAUGUCUAUGAAAAUAAGAAAUACUUGUACCUUGUGCUAGAACAUGUGUCUGGUGGUGAACUGUUUGACUACUUGGUGAAGAAAGGCAGGUUAACACCGAAAGAGGCCAGAAAAUUCUUCAGACAAAUCAUGUCUGCACUCGAUUUUUGCCACAGUCAUUCAAUAUGCCACAGGGAUCUAAAGCCUGAGAACCUGUUGCUUGAUGAAAAGAACAACAUCAGGAUAGCAGACUUUGGUAUGGCCUCUCUUCAGGUUGGAGACAGUCUAUUGGAAACCAGCUGUGGAUCGCCACACUAUGCAUGCCCAGAAGUCAUCAGGGGAGAGAAGUACGACGGAAGGAAAGCUGAUGUCUGGAGCUGCGGGGUUAUUCUUUUUGCUCUAUUAGUGGGUGCACUGCCAUUCGAUGAUGACAACCUAAGGAAUCUCCUGGAGAAGGUGAAGUUGGGAGUGUUUCACAUGCCACAUUUCAUUCCUCCAGACUGUCAGAACCUCCUGCGUGGCAUGAUUGAAGUCGACUCAACUAAGAGAUUAACGUUAGAAAAGAUCCAGAAGCACUCAUGGUACAUUGGUGGAAAAAAUGAACCAGAGCCAGAGCAGCCUGUGCCCAGAAAGGUAACCAUCCGCAGCCUGCCUUCUGCAGACGACAUCGACCCAGAUGUACUGGACAGCAUGCACUCCCUGGGCUGCUUCAGAGACAAAAACAAACUUCUUAAAGACCUGCUCUCAGACGAUGAGAACCAGGAGAAGAUGAUCUACUUCUUGUUACUUGAUCGUAAGGAGAGGUACCCCAGCCAAGAGGACCAGAACCUUCCCCCUCGUAAUGAGAUUGAUCCUCCAAGGAAGCGGGUCGACUCUCCAAUGUUGAACCGUCAUGGCAAGAGGAGGCCAGAGAGAAAGUCCAUGGAGGUUCUGAGUGUCACUGAUGGAGGCUCACCAGUACCAGCCAGGAGAGCUAUCGACAUGACACAACAUGGACAAAGUAAAUCAGUGUACAGUAAAAGCUUGGAUAUUCCUGAUGCCAGAACAAAAUGCAGCAAAGAAGAAAGGUCGCGGUCUAUUAGUGGAGCCUCUUCUGGUCUCUCCACCAGCCCUCUUAGCAGCCCACGGGUUACCCCUCACCCUUCCCCUCGAGGCAGCCCUCUCCCUACCCCAAAAGGCACUCCAGUGCACACUCCCAAGGACAGCCCUGCAGGAACUCCAACUCCCACACCGCCCCCAAGUCCAUCCAUUGGAGGCAUGCCUUGGAGGACACGCCUCAACUCUAUCAAAAACAGCUUCCUGGGCUCGCCACGCUUCCACCGCAGGAAACUCCAAGUUCCUACGCAAGAGGAGAUGUCCAGCCUCACACCAGAGUCUUCCCCAGAACUUGCCAAAAAAUCCUGGUUUGGUAACUUCAUCAACCUGGAAAAAGAAGAGCAGAUCUUUAUUGUUAUCAAAGACAAGCCUCUCAGCUCCAUCAAGGCAGACAUCGUUCAAGCCUUCCUGUCGAUUCCCAGCCUGAGCCACAGCGUCAUCUCUCAAACAAGUUUCCGAGCAGAAUACAAGUCCACGGCUGGCCCCACAGUCUUCCAGAAGCCAGUCAAGUUUCAGGUGGAUAUCACCUACACGGAGAGCACAGCUGCCACAAAAGAAAACGGCAUCUACUCUGUUACUUUUACGCUGCUCUCAGGUCCAAGCCGACGUUUUAAACGAGUAGUCGAGACAAUUCAGAGCCAGUUGUUAAGCACACAUGAUCAGCCUGGGGUCCAACAGCUCUCUGGAAUUAUCCAGAAAAGCUAUUAAAGUCCCUCCUCCAGCUCCAUGCUCCACUCGCCCUCCCUUGACUACCCCCCUCCACCCCCUUCAAGCGUGCCAAGAGUGUCGGACAUUUGUCAGUGGAGGACUCCUUUCCGAGGGGUGCCGAAAACAGACUUCCACCUUCGACGGCACCCCAACUUUACCUCUGGUAACCAUUAGUAAAAGUAGAAGAAAAUCCUUUUUAGUGUUUCCUCCCUACUUAACCAUGAACUCCAAUCAUCAAACAGCUCCUGUUCUUUGUUUAAAUGGAUUUAUUUUAUUUUAUGGGGAAUCAAGCACUGGUCAAAAUCACUGAAAAUACAAGAAACAUGCACAAAAAACUCUGGGAUGUAUCGAUGUCGAUGAAACCGCCCUCCAAAAAAAUAAAAAAGACUUACAGAAAGGCGAGGAGGAGUUAUGGGAAGUCCAAACAGCCAACGCAGGCGCUUGCCGGAUUGUGUACGCUUUUUAUUGUACUUUCUUUGUGAUGAACUGGGUUUGAAUUUUGAAUUUUAUUAGACUUGAUACUAUUGCUGCAAAAUAGACUGAAAUCACGAUUUCAGAGAGGAUGUGCGUGUCAGCAAAACGGGGAUAUGGGGGACAUAAAAUGAAAGUAUGGGGGGUGCAGGGAGGGAUAUGUGGGUAUUUAAAAUGAAUGAUCUAUUCUCUUGUACAGACUGAAAGCAUUUUUAAUGUAAAAAAAAAAAAAAUGAAAUGUCUAGGUGUGACACUGUUAGAGAUCAUAGAAAUGGGCUGCUGAAGCUACGCCUGCCUCAUUCCAUUAUUUUAAAUUCUGUGUAUUUUUGUUACAUGAUCACUGUCUUUGAUCGACCUGGAAAUUACCUGAACAUUCACUAUUCUCUGCAGCACUUUCUUUGAUUUUCCAUCUGUACCUCUCUCUUAGUCUCAAAUACCAGCAGUAGGCGUAGAGGAACAAAAAAAAUGUGAUAAAUGCAAUUGUGAAUAUUUUUGUAUCGUCGUCCUUAUUUAUUCAUAUUUGUUCAUCUCACUGAUUCCUUAUUUAUUAUAACUUGGCUAUUUAUAUGGACAAAGCUGUUAGGUCAGUUGAAUGUUAUUUACUACCCUCUUGUGUGUUUGUAUAUGGGACAUUUAAAGAAAAAAAAGCUGAACAUUAUUUUCCGUUUUGUUUUGGUCCAACUUAAACAGAAAUAUGUGAACUUUGACAAAUUUUUCUAUUUCCAGACCUCACUGAAGAGGAAACAACUUGUUGGAACUCUGGAAAAGAAUGAUUUUAACAGUAAUUUAAGAAUGUAGACUUAGCCUCUUUUUGAAGAGGGAACAUGCUCUUCUAUUGAUAUUUAUCAAUUUCAUAUUAUCGUGCGUUGUAUGCCAGGCCUGAGGAGGAGGACUCGGCAGAUCUCGAUCUGCUUCUUCUCUUUGUAAAUAGACAGAUAAGCUUUGGGGGUUGAUUGUCUUCUCAACCAUGCUGGGGAUUCCUGCUCUAUGCUUUUAGCUUGUAUUGCUGUGUGCAUGUCAAACAUGAGCUUUUCUUUGCAUGGCUUUGGUGUUUAAUGUUCCAUGCCAAACCAACCCCUUCUUUCAGCCUUCAUUGAUUUUUCCCUCUACAGUACUGUUUUAAAGUUGAAAUUCCCUUCUCUCUGCAUUUAAUUCUGGCCUUUUAUUUUUUUACUCUCUUCUCGAUCCUGCUGAAUUUGUUUUCCUUCCUUCAGCUUGUGCACAAAGUUUUUAAACAAUGCUUCCUUUACUCUGUACCUCUCUGUGGAAAGCUUAGAGGUUUGGGCUCUCUCUGCCUGUUGGUUGAAGAGGCAGAGGGAGGGAAUACCACUACUACAAAAUCAAAGCAAUACCUGAUAUUCACCGUCUUUUUUUGUUUAUUACAAUGGGACGCUGGCAGCACUGAGGACAAAUUUUGACCCAGAUGGGUCUUUGUUUUCACAGAGCAGAAACAAAACUUAUGUAAUCCCCAUUCUAAAUAACUGUGAGCAUUUUCAGUGCUGAAACAAAUAAACUCCUUCAGUUA
This is a messenger RNA of Girardinichthys multiradiatus, 4601 nucleotides long. RefSeq names its product BR serine/threonine kinase 2a (gene brsk2a). Lineage: Eukaryota; Metazoa; Chordata; Actinopteri; Cyprinodontiformes; Goodeidae. Bases 575 to 2605 code for a protein of 676 amino acids. The transcript has 20 exons. Gene Ontology annotation, biological process: microtubule cytoskeleton organization; protein phosphorylation; intracellular signal transduction. The record is from RefSeq and is a predicted model, not a curated record. Gene Ontology annotation, molecular function: protein serine/threonine kinase activity; ATP binding; tau-protein kinase activity. Gene Ontology annotation, cellular component: cytoplasm.